AUGGGCCAACAACCCUCGACCCCAUCCCCAGGGACCAAAGUCCAAGUCAUCGGAGCUGGACUUUCACGUACCGGCACAGCAUCAUUCAGCGCCGCAUUAAACAUCCUCCUCCAAGGACCCAUCUACCAUGGCGGCACCCAAACCACCAUGGGUCCACCCAUUGAGAUCCAAUCCUGGAUCCAGAUCCUCCGUCACUGGCUCAGCCCCAACCCCCAAGACCGACAGAUCACACUCAACCUCCUCAAACAGCGACUGGACGGAUACGCCGCCAUCACCGACGCGCCGGGCGCGCAACUCGUCCCUGAACUCCUGGAACUGUAUCCCGACGCCAAGGUCAUCUGCACCGUCCGUGAUCCGGACGCGUGGACGAAAAGCAUCAACCAGGUUGCCAGUCUGUCGACGUUGUGGUUUCUGCGGGUAGUCCUGCUUCCGUUGCCGGGGAUGAGGCACUUUGUCGAAUAUAUCGACGUGUUAGGCGGUCAGUGGGGGCGGUUGUAUGGGACGUCGAUGCCCACUCGGCAGACUUAUGAGCGGCAUGUUGAGUGGUUGAAGCAGGUGGCUCCCCAGGAUCGGUUGGUCUUUUUUCAUGUUAGUGAUGGGUGGGGGCCGCUGUGUGAGGCCCUGGGGGUCGAUGUUCCCGUCGAUACACCCUUUCCCAGGAUCAAUGAUUCCGAGGCUAUUGAACGGACGGGAAAGUACCAUAUCCAGCGCGGGUUGGUGCGAUGGGCGGGGAUUUUGAGUGUGGUGGGUGUUGUGGUGGCUGCUAUUGCUCUGCGGUAG
Molecule: messenger RNA, 780 nt
Organism: Aspergillus pseudotamarii
Lineage: Eukaryota; Fungi; Ascomycota; Eurotiomycetes; Eurotiales; Aspergillaceae
Product: sulfotransferase family protein
Exons: 1
Coding region: 1-780 (259 amino acids)
Source: RefSeq, a predicted model, not a curated record